Gadus morhua (Atlantic cod) is the source of this 2145-nucleotide messenger RNA. RefSeq names its product F-box-like/WD repeat-containing protein TBL1X. Gene Ontology annotation, molecular function: transcription corepressor activity; protein binding. Gene Ontology annotation, cellular component: histone deacetylase complex. Bases 367 to 2145 code for a protein of 592 amino acids. Gene Ontology annotation, biological process: regulation of transcription by RNA polymerase II. The transcript has 15 exons. Lineage: Eukaryota; Metazoa; Chordata; Actinopteri; Gadiformes; Gadidae. The record is from RefSeq and is a predicted model, not a curated record.
UCCACCUUCCCUUCAGAAGGCUGGGACUCCGGGAGAGAGCGAGCGUGUUUUGGUCGUCACUUACACACGGCGGCUGACUCGAGUCAAUAAACCGCGUGCGUGAGCGUGUGAACACAUUAUAUGCAUAAACCCCCACACCGCCCCCCUCACCCCUAACAAAGUCGACAGCGUGAUUAAACCCGCGGUGGGAACUUGAGAUAUGAUCAUAAUAAUAACCAGCGAAAUGGGAGGAAAGUCGUCGCUGGCUCGCUGAAGUUGGAGGUGCCGCUCGUGGAAGAGGAAGAGCUGGCCGACACCACGAGCUCACUCUGGUACAAAGGGUGAGCCAAGCCUUCCUGCGUGCCGCCUGCCAGCUGCCCGACUAAAAUGAGUAUAACCAGCGACGAGGUGAACUUCCUGGUGUACAGAUAUCUUCAGGAGUCAGGUUUCUCCCACUCAGCUUUCACCUUUGGCAUCGAGAGCCACAUCAGCCAGUCCAACAUCAACGGAACGCUGGUGCCCCCUGCUGCCCUGAUCUCCAUCCUGCAGAAGGGCCUCCAGUAUGUGGAGGCGGAGAUCAGCAUCAACGAGGACGGCACGGUGUUUGACGGGCGGCCCAUCGAGUCGCUGUCGCUCAUCGACGCCGUGAUGCCUGACGUGGUGCAGACGCGCCAGCAGGCGUUCCGGGACAAGCUGGCCCAGCAGCAGCAGGGGGGAGGGACCUGCACCAUGGCCACGCCCAGUCCCGCCCACCAGGCCAUGGCGCCCAAGAACGGAGAGAUCCCGGUCAACGGCGAGGAGAACGGCACGCACGCCAUGAACCACCACGGGGAGCCCAUGGACCUGGACCAGGACGUGGAGAUCCCAGCCAGCAAGGCCACCGUGCUCCGGGGCCACGAGUCGGAGGUCUUCAUCUGCGCCUGGAACCCGGUCAGCGACCUGCUGGCCUCUGGCUCGGGGGACUCCACGGCACGGAUCUGGGACCUGAACGAGAUCGGCUCCUCCAGCUCCACCCAGCUGGUCCUGCGCCACUGCAUCCGCGAGGGCGGCCAGGACGUCCCGAGCAACAAAGACGUGACCUCGCUGGACUGGAAUAGUGACGGGACGCUGCUGGCCACCGGCUCCUACGACGGCUUCGCACGGAUCUGGACGAAGGACGGGAACCUGGCCAGCACGCUGGGACAGCACAAGGGGCCCAUCUUCGCGCUGAAGUGGAACAAGAAGGGGAACUCUAUUCUCAGCGCCGGUGUAGAUAAGACGACAAUCAUUUGGGACGCACACACAGGGGAGGCCAAGCAGCAGUUCCCCUUCCACUCAGCCCCCGCCCUGGACGUGGACUGGCAGAACAACACCACCUUCGCCUCCUGCAGCACCGACAUGUGCAUCCACGUGUGCCGGCUGGGCAGCGACCGGCCGCUGAAGACCUUCCAGGGCCACACGAACGAGGUCAACGCCAUCAAGUGGGAUCCUUCAGGGAUGCUGCUGGCGUCCUGCUCCGACGACAUGACCCUGAAGAUCUGGAGCAUGAAGCAGGAACAGUGUGUUCACGACCUUCAGGCCCACAGUAAGGAGAUCUACACCAUCAAGUGGAGCCCCACCGGGCCCAGCACCGGCAGCCCCAACGCCAACAUCAUGCUGGCCAGGUGGGUCCCCCCCCCCCCCCCCCAGGGGGAGACCUACCUGUGUCCGGCCAGGCAGACGUCUCCCGGAAGGCUCUGUGUGUGUUCCCCCCCGCCCACCUCCACCCACUCCUCCACACCCUGCCUGCCCCCACCCCCCUCCCCCUGGUGGGCCCUCCCCCGCAUCCCCCACCCCACGCUGAGCAGCCUCAUUAACGCAGUUCCACACAAGCUGUGUGACAUCAUCGACUCCUGCCGCAAGACCGACGUGCUGGAGCGUUGGGUGGGGGUGGGGGUGCUGGGGGUGGCGGGGGUGGCGGGGGACGUCUCAAACGUCAGGGGCUGUCAGGAGCCGUCAGGAGACGGGUUCCAGAGCCUGGACGGUUGGGAGUCCAGUCAUGCUGGCCUCACACGGGUUCACUCACAGGCCUCAUCGCUCCACCGCCGCCAGAGGCCCGAGAGCCGGGGGAAGCUUUUGUGUCGGGACAAACUUCCACGGCUCGCUCUAAAUUUAGACAAGGCGCUGUGGUGCGUCCGCACGUCGUGA